CUUCCAAAAAACCGCAAAAUCUCACCGAAUCUUUCGCCGUCUCCGAGGCUUGCACAACUCUUCUUCCUCAUCUUCCGCCGCGGGCGGCGACGGCGGCGGCGGCGGCCAUGGCGGCGGCGGAGCAGAGCGCGGAGCAGUUCAGGGGCCAGGCGAGGCUCCCGGGGUUCGCGGCGCCCCGGCGGUACGACCUGCGGCUCGUCCCCGACCUCGACGGGUGCGCCUUCACGGGAUCUGUGGACGUCUCCGUCGACGUCACGGCGCCCACCAGGUUCCUCGUGCUCAACGCCGCCGAGCUCGAGGUCUCCCCCGGGGGCGUCCAGUUCAAGCCCCAUGGCGCCGAGCAGGAGCUGCACCCAGCGGAGGUUACCAAUGUGCCAGAGGAUGAGAUCCUGAUUAUCCGCUUCAAUGAGGUUCUUCCUGUAGGGGAGGGAACUUUAGUAAUUGCAUUCAAGGGAACUCUGAACGACAAGAUGCAUGGCUUCUACAGAAGUGUGUAUGAACUCAAUGGGGAGAAGAAGAACAUGGCGGUAACCCAGUUUGAACCUGCUGACGCAAGGCGUUGUUUUCCUUGUUGGGAUGAGCCCUCUUUUAAGGCUAUAUUCAAAAUUACUCUAGAAGUUCCGUCUGAGACCGUUGCAUUGUCAAACAUGCCAGUGGUUGAAGAGAAGGUCAAUGGCCUUAUCAAAGCUGUCUAUUUUCAAGAAACACCAAUAAUGUCAACAUACCUAGUGGCUGUUAUUGUUGGCAUGUUCGACUAUGUGGAAGCUUUCACCACUGAUGGCACUAGGGUUCGUGUUUACACUCAAGUUGGCAAGAGUGCCCAGGGAAAGUUUGCACUAGAGGUUGCUGUGAAGACACUGGUCCUCUUCAAGGAGUAUUUUGCUGUGCCAUACCCACUCCCAAAAAUGGACAUGAUUGCCAUUCCUGAUUUUGCCUCUGGAGCAAUGGAGAACUAUGGCUUGGUUACAUAUCGUGAAACAGCUUUGUUAUUUGAUGAGAAACACUCUGCAGCUGCGAAUAAGCAAAGGGUUGCAGUUGUGGUAGCCCAUGAAUUAGCUCACCAGUGGUUUGGAAAUCUUGUGACGAUGGAGUGGUGGACACACCUAUGGCUUAACGAGGGUUUUGCGACAUGGGUCUCCUACUUAGCUGCAGACAAUUUCUUUCCUGAAUGGAAUGUUUGGACCCAAUUUCUUGAGGAAUCUACAACAGGUUUCAAGUUAGAUGCCCUUGCAGGGUCACAUCCAAUUGAGGUCGACGUAAAUCACGUUGAUGAAAUAGAUGAAAUAUUUGAUGCUAUAAGCUACAGGAAAGGAGCUGCUGUUAUUCGGAUGCUGCAAAGCUAUCUUGGGGCUGAAACUUUUCAGAAAUCUCUGGCCGCAUACAUCGAAAAGUUCGCAUAUUCAAAUGCCAAGACUGAGGACUUGUGGGCUGCCCUUGAAGAGGGGUCUGGUGAACCAGUGAAAACAUUAAUGCAUUCAUGGACAAAGCAGCAAGGGUACCCUGUUGUUAAUGUGAAGCUCAAGGAUGGAAAGCUAGAGAUGGAGCAGACACAGUUCCUAUCAAGCGGGGCUGAAGGAGUUGGGCAAUGGGUGGUUCCCAUCACACUGUGUUGCUGUUCGUACUCACGUCAAGAGAAGUUCCUUUUUAAUGGAAAGCAAGAGGAUUUUAAUUUGUCAGGGCUUGUAGAAUGUCAAAAGAAAGAAGACUUCUGGAUUAAACUUAAUGUCAAUCAGACUGGCUUCUAUAGAGUGAGCUAUGAUGAGGAACUUGCAUCUCGACUUAGAUAUGCAAUUGAAGCCAACAAACUGAGUGCAGCAGACAGAUAUGGUGUACUUGAUGACACAUAUGCCCUCUGUAUGGCUGGCAAACAGAAGCUAGUCUCCUUAUUGCAUUUGAUUGCUGCGUACAAGGAUGAAACCGAGUAUACUGUGCUCGCCCGUGUCAUAGAUACAAGUCUGAGCAUUGUCGAGAUGGUGGCUGUUGCUGCUCCUGAGGGGUUGGGCAAGCUGAAAAAGUUCCUGAUUGACUUUCUUGAGCCAUUUGCACAGAGAAUUGGUUGGGAUGCUAAAAGCGGUGAGGGUCACUUGGAUGCAUUAUUGAGAGGUACACUUUUAACUGCUCUGGCAGAACUUGGCCAUGAAGCUACAAUAAAUGAAGCUGUACGCCGAUUUAACAUCUUUGUGGAAGAUAGAGAAACACCACUACUCCCUCCAGAUGUUCGAAAGGCGGCAUAUGUUGCUUUGAUGCAGACAGUGAACAAAUCAAACAGAGCCGGCUAUGAAUCACUAUUGAAGAUCUAUAAAGAAACUGAUCUGAGCCAGGAAAAAGUCAGAAUUUUAGGUUCUCUAGCAUCUUGCCCUGAUCCUGAUGUUGUUCGUGAUACACUGGACUUCAUGCUGUCACCUGAGGUGAGGAAUCAGGACUCUAUAUUUUUGCUUAGAGGAGUCGGUGCAGCGGGACAUGAGGUGGCAUGGACAUGGUUGAAGGAAAAGUGGGACUACAUUUCAGACACCUUCUCUGGAACUCUUCUCACCUAUUUCGUUUCCACCACCGUCUCACCGCUGCGCACCGAUGAAAUGGGCGACGACGCGGAGGAGUUCUUCAAGAGCAGGACGAAGGCCAACAUCGCGAGGACGGUGAAGCAGAGCAUCGAGAGAGUGAGGAUCAAUGCCAAAUGGGUGGAGAGCACCAGGGCCGAGGCUAACCUGGGCAAUGUCCUCAAGGAAAUUUCUCACGACCACUGAGACGACCGAUCUUUUCCUGCGCCGUUGUCUUAGCGUGUAAGAUGCGUACUCUCCAGCAACAAGUUAGUAAUAAGAACUUGGUGGGUUAGACGACCUGUUGCAUGCCCCUGAUACUUGCAUCUAUGGACCAGUUUCUCCAGGUUAUGUCAGUUUGAUAGAUGCAAUUGCAAUUUGCAUGGAGUAUUUGAUAGGGACAUCCGGACAUGAAUUGCAUGCAAAUGUUGCCCUGGCAGUUCAACAUUGCCAGAAUCUGGGAAAUUAAUGAGCAUCUUUCGUACACAA
Molecule: messenger RNA, 3026 nt
Organism: Oryza sativa Japonica Group (Japanese rice)
Lineage: Eukaryota; Viridiplantae; Streptophyta; Magnoliopsida; Poales; Poaceae
Source: RefSeq, a predicted model, not a curated record